AUCUCGUCUCAUCUUGAUUCAAUCGCUUUGCUUCUUCGUUUGCUGUUCCUUGUUUGAUUCUAAACCAAAGAUCCCGCAUCCGUUCUUUUCUCUGUAUCCAUCAUGUUCUCCAGCUGCCAUGCCAAGCGCAGUAACGACGCGUCGGUCAACGUCACGGAGUUGCUGUACGAGAGACUUCAGAAUAGUCCCAGUGAAGACUGGCAGAGAUUGACGAUGUGUUGGGGUUAUGGGGAUUGUGGGGAUUGUCAUCGGAGUGAGGGGUUUUGUGGGUGGUGUGCUAUUUCCUCAACGUGUCUCCCACUCCCGACAGACCCCCUGUCGCGAGCAUUCCCCCUCCUAUCACCUAUCCGCCAUAAAACUAUCUGCGCUCUAGGACCCGAGCGCUUCGAACUUCGUACCGCCGGUCUAGGCUGCCAAGUCUCCACCAUCACUUUCCUCACCUCCAUCGUCACCAUCUUCUGCACUUUGUUCGGUGUCCUGGUUCUCUAUGGGCUAUCCAAGUGUAUUGGCCUGCUUCGCUUGGGCGCAAGGGCGAAGAAGGGCGGGUAUGUACUGUACGAGGAUGGAACUGGCGAGGUGUGGGUUAGGAAGAGUGAGGGAUGGGGAAAGUGGUGGCGGAGGUUCAUGGGCGAAGAGAAGGAGUUUGAGAUUGAGGAGGUGGACGAUGGCACGAGAAAGCGGGGGUUCUUCUUGUGGAAUACGAGGGAUGAGGAGAGGAGGCCGCUGCUCGAGUGAUCACGUGAGUGCGAUGACCUAUCGAGCUUCGCCUGUUGUCCUUGCCAAACGCUUUGCGCAAGUAGCCUAUUCAAGUUCUAUGCCCUCUG
Pyrenophora tritici-repentis Pt-1C-BFP is the source of this 824-nucleotide messenger RNA. The record is from RefSeq and is a predicted model, not a curated record. Lineage: Eukaryota; Fungi; Ascomycota; Dothideomycetes; Pleosporales; Pleosporaceae.